CCAGGAUUGUACAUUGACCUUCAGGUGGUGCUGGCUAAUCCCGUUAGCCCCAGGCAGCUGCUGUGGAAAUCCCAGCAGACCUGUGCUGUCCUUGCAGCACUUUGGAGCUUCACACGCCCGGCAUGAAGAGGCGGCUGUAGGCACACAGGAUGUUUAACUGGGUGGUGAAAGUGGUCCCCCAACCUCCCGAAGCUUCUGGAACAGAUGGAGCUGCCAAGACACCUGCAGCUGACCCCCCCAAAAACAGAGCAAAAACAGUAAAGAGUCCCCCACUGAAAAACAUUGACGAGGCUUCAGAGGACAGUCAGGGGGUCCUGGGCUGGCUGUCUAAUGGUUUUGUCAGUGCCCUCCCUCAGCCGUCUGGCUCUCCUCGGCUUGACAGAGCUAACUCUGAUGCCAGGCCAGGAGAGGAUGGAGAAAGGUCCCGUGUUAUGGGUUGGGUCGCUCAGGGUUUGACGAAGGUGCUGCCGCAGCCUGAUGACAAGUACAGAGAAACUGAGAAUUGUAAGGAAGAAGAACACACUGAGGUCUUUGAAGUAGCAACAAUGCCAGAUUUUGAUCCCCUCCCCCACAUCCCAGUGGUGGAGAUGGUGUCAGAAGACGAGGCGUCAGAGGACGAAGGUCUACUGCCUCAGAUCAAACCCAAGGUGGUCAGCUGGAUUAAACAGAUUAUCCCACAGCCUGUGCCCACUGGAGCUGUACCCGUGGAAACAGCAUCCAAGUCCUCACGUUCGUCCCUGGACAAAAUUUUGUCUCCACCGCCUGAAUCUCUGAGUGGAAUCUCACUGGACACUGACAGCAAGUCCUCAGGUGUGGUCGGCUGGUUCGUGUCAGGGCUCGGUCUGAAGCUGCCUCAGCCUGCCGUCCAGCACAAGGAGGACACUGAUGGUGCAGCUGAAGUUUUACAGAAAGCUUCAUCCAAACUCAAACCUGACAUGGUACUAGAAGACGUUGAGUCAGACAAUGAGGGUCAGCAAAAACAGCAGGAUUUUCCCAAAGCGGCAGCAGUGUCCAUGUCGUUGACUAAACCAACACCAACGCACCAACAACAGGCCACUCAGCAGACGCCGUCCAGCUCACUGCAGGUAGUGUCCAGACAAUCCCAGAGGUGUGGCGAUCCUGUUCCUGAACCCACAGAGAGCGCAACCAAAAUAUCCCUGGAAGAUGCUGAGACCCAGACAGGCCGCUGGACGCCGUUUAUCGAAAGCAUCAAGAAGGAGGCUGAAGACGUAGCUUUGGCUACAAUGGAGGAACGUCUGCUGCAGGAGCGAAUGGAGAUGGCCCGCAUGGCUGAAGAGGUGGCCAGACAAACAGCUGAGAUGGCUAUUAGGCAGAUGGCCAGUGAAGGACACUCCAUUAAACUCUCUCUGGACAGUCAGGAACUGCUGGAGGAGCCCGAAGCUGAGCUCGCAGUGCCACAGGACGAGGAGAGCGAAGUGGAGCACAGUGAAGCCACAGACAGAAGGGAAGCGAGACCUGCAGAGGAGCAGAAAGAAGAUACACAGGAACCCACUAUUACAGAACCAGAUCUGAAGGAGGAAGUUGAGCCACACCAGACAACUGUUUCUCCGACUCAAAGUCCCGAACCAGUUAAAACCGCUAAGCCGGAGCCAGACCCCGAAUCUGAAUCAGAAGAAGAACCAAAACCGAAACAAGCACCUAAACCAGAAACAGAAACUCAUAAAAUCAGUUCAGAGCCUGAGCCUGUGACCAAGCAGCCACAAAAGGCAGAGGACAACAGUCGAAGCACCAGCGCAGAUAAAACUGCUGAAAAAGAGCAAGAAGCCACUGGGGAUGAAUGUGGGGAGACCUCGAGCCUUGGCCUUCACCCGGCUGUUAACAUAGAGGACGUUGACUCAGACCAUGAGAGAAAAGAGCAAAGAGGAGGAGAAGAUGGAGGGGAACAAAGUCAUAUUCCUCAAAUUCUCACCCCACAGGACCCCAAGCUGACAACCCUCACUGUCCCUGUGACCCCUUCUGGAGGUCGCCAAAAUAGCGGAAGGAUUCGAAGGACUGUUUGGACAAAGAUUAGGAGGUUUCACUCUCAAAGUGAAGAUGACGAUGAAGAAGGAAACAUCCCAAUAAAAGCCUGGCCCAGUCAGUCUAGCCUGCACAGCACCGAUGAUCUCUUGAAAGAGCGUCCAGGGUCUUCAGCCAGUCAGACCAGUACGGUGGUAAACGAGCGACUUCAGGAGCUGGUCAGGAUGUUCAAAGAGCGAACGGAGAAAGCCAAAGAGAAACUCAUUGAUCCUGACAGCUCAGACGAAGACAGCAUCAUCCCCUCUCCUCCUCAGCCACCUCCUGCACAUCCGCCAGUGGACGGCGGAGAAAAGGAGACACAAGCUGGUACAUCGGGAGAAGGAGAUGUAGGAGAAGAAGGAGAUGAGAAUGAGGCAGAGGAGAAACAGCAUAGUCACUGCUGUGAGGUGAAAGCUCUUCGAUGGAUACAGGCCUGUGUAAACUACCGCUUCCCCGCCAGCAUCGACCCUUUCACCAAUCUAACAUAUGUGCUGUGGAUGUUUUUGGUCACUCUGGCCUGGAACUGGAACGCAUGGUUCAUCCCGGUUCGCUGGGCUUUCCCUUACCAGACGGGGGAAAAUAUUUACUACUGGCUACUGACGGACUACCUAUGUGACCUCAUUUACAUCCUGGACAUCACCAUCUUUCAGCCACGCCUCCAAUUUAUUCGUGGAGGGGACAUAGUGAGUGACAAAAAGGAAACCAGAAAAAACUACAUAAAAACCAGUCGAUUCAAGUUUGACGUGGCCAGCCUUGUUCCUUUGGAGCUCUUCUAUUUUAUAACAGGCAUCAACCCCAUGCUCCGUUUACCCAGACUCCUGAAGAUCAACUCUUUCUUUGAAUUCAACGAGCGUCUAGAGGCCAUCUUGGCCAAAGCUUACAUCUACAGGGUGAUCCGUACCACCACGUAUCUUCUUUACUGUCUUCACUGCAAUGCCUGUCUCUUCUACUGGUGCUCUGCCUUAAACGGUCUGGGAUCUACAACUUGGGUGUACAAUGGUGAAGGCAACAGUUACAUUCGCUGUUACUACUACGCUGUGAAGACCCUGAUCACUAUUGGCGGUGUCCCAGAACCCACCACCCUCUUUGAGAUGGUCUUUCAACUUAUCAACUACUUUGUGGGAGUCUUUGUAUUCUCUAUCAUGAUUGGACAGAUGCGUGACGUGGUUGGUGCAGCCACAGCAGCUCAGACCUACUACCGCUCCUGUGUGGACAACACUAUCAAAUACAUGUCGUCCUAUCGCAUUCCCAGAGAUGUCCAGCAACGUGUCAAAACCUGGUACAGCUACACGUGGCAAUCUCAAGGCAUGCUGGAUGAGCAGGAGUUGCUAGUUCAGCUGCCUGAUAAGAUGCGCCUGGACAUAGCCAUAGAUGUCAACUACUCCAUCAUCAGCAAAGUCCCUCUUUUUCAGGGUUGUGACAGACAGAUGAUCUUUGAUAUGCUCAAAAGCCUACGCUCUGUAGUCUACCUGCCAGGAGAUUAUGUCUGCAAAAAGGAUGAGGUGGGUCGGGAGAUGUACAUCAUAAAGGAAGGGGAGGUCCAGGUGGUUGGAGGACCAGAUGGGAAAACUGUGUUUGUUACUCUCAGAGCAGGAUCAGUGUUUGGAGAAAUCAGUUUGCUUGCAGUUGGUGGAGGUAACAGACGCACAGCAAAUGUUAUUGCUCAUGGCUUUGCUAAUCUCUUCAUCCUGGACAAAAAAGACCUGAAUGAAAUCCUCAUCCACUAUCCAGAGUCCAAGAAGUUGCUUCGCAAGAAGGCCAGGAAGAUGCUUAACAAAGGAAAGAAACCUGAGCCCAAAGAGGAAGCUAAAGAACCGCCUCAUGUCCCUGCUGCUCCUGUCAGGACAGAGACUCCCAAACUGCUGAGAGCUGCACUAGAGAUGACAGAGAAGUCUUCUGGACUUAAAGGGGCACUGGCUAAAGUGAAAGAGAAGACAAACAAAUCCAGCAUCUCGUUACAGCCAUCCAUCUCCUCCACCCUUCCUCCUGCAUCUCCUGCCUCCAGCACUGGACCCGACAGAGACCUAGACACGCCAUCGCCGAUCAAUUUCAGCUCUACAGCAUUUCGCUCUGCUUCCUGUUGCAGCAACCACAACUCUACCUUGCCUCACUGUGUAUCACACAGCUACAGCGACACAGAGGAUGCAUGCGGCGUGGACGAAGGCAAGGAGAACAUCAAUGAGGAGGCAAGGCUGAGAAAAUGAAAGAAAAGGACUUGUGGUAGUUUUUGAAACCCUGGGAAAAGAUGAGUGGUUGGGAAACCAUAAAGGAAAAAAGAAACUGAUGAAUUACAUAGACAAGAUUUAUGUCCAGAACAGCCUGGUCUUAAAUUUGUGGAUGUAACAUUUUAGUACUAAAAUAUCUGUUACCCUAUUUUCUCCUCUACCCACAUCUUUAUUAUUUCAUUAUUACGGUUGCGGUGAAGUUAGAAUCAUUUUUGCAUUGGGUAAUUCUGAAAUAGAAAAAUGCUCUGAUCAUAGCAGGUCUUAAACAACUAGCAACUCAGCUAGUAUGCCUUCUAUGCCUUAGAACCUACAGGUCUCAGUAAGAGUGUGAGAGUAAGCACUGUGAGAAAAGAACAGCACAAUUAGGCUUGUUCCACAUGUCAAAGAGAGCCAGAAAGGACAGCUGAAGAUGAGACCAAAAUGGAGUUGGUUGUACUGACUAUCAAAUCAUUUGUUUGUUAACCGACAAAUGAGACUGAAACAACAUGUUAUAUAUGUAUAUAUGUUGCAUGUCUUCUGAAUAUUAAGAACCACUGUGAUCAGAGGAUUUAUGUUUUACAUGUAAAAAAACAUAAGGAAAGGGAAGUGGACAGGGGGCAUUAACUUCCCACAUUACUGUAUAUCAUGUAACAUACGAGUGAGCCAUUCCUCAUCAAGUUAGCUCUUCACUAAUCAAGCACAGUUUCAUCAUCUACACUGGUAUCACAUGAAAAAAUAAUUGUAACGGUUAUGAUGGAAUACAAGAGGAAAUAGUUAAGCUUCAACUGAACUUAAAUGUUAUAAAUACAGAAAGAGAACAAAAUGUUUUUGCUGUUGUUGUUUGAUAAAUGUUUACAGAUCAGUGAACUUGAAAGUAACACAUGCCUUAUAUUUGUAGUAGUAUGCACUGAGCUGCUUUAACAUCAUAUAGUAGCAAUAUAUGUUGAUGUUGUAUAUGUUUUCUUUCUCUCUCACAAUUGAAAGUGUGAGCAUAGCAAGAUAACAUCAAUUAACCCCAUAUUACCUCAAAGAUGUAUAUUACAUGCUAAUACAUAAUAUGUACAUCAUCUAGCUAUUGCUUAACAUUUUUUUGUUUGUUUAUUAUUUUGUACAAUAUUGUAAAUACAUUUAUUUGUUUUUAAAUAGAUAAAUCCUGCUUUAAUUUCCAAACUAAUGUCAAAUUAAUUUACUGUCAUGAGAUUUAUAUGUUUUAGAAAUAUAAAUAUAAUAUAAAUGCUGUAAAUGUGAUUAGAAGUCAGUGAUGAUGUCAGAAGGAUCACUUUUGUAUUUUUGUGUAGAUGUUAGGUUUAUAAAUACAGCCCAGAAUGUGGGCUCGUAAACCAGCUAACCAAACUGCCACACUACUGUACGUGUGUGUGUGUGUGUGUGUGUGUGUGUGUGUGUGUGUGUGUGUGUGUGUGUGUGUGUGUAUAAAAUGUAUGUUUAGAGUUUAUCUAAUGUAUGUAGCUCUGUUUUUUGUGAGCUUAAAUAAAUUGUUUCGCUCUUC
This is a messenger RNA of Betta splendens (Siamese fighting fish), 5730 nucleotides long. RefSeq names its product cyclic nucleotide-gated cation channel beta-1-like. Gene Ontology annotation, molecular function: intracellularly cAMP-activated cation channel activity; intracellularly cGMP-activated cation channel activity; protein-containing complex binding. The record is from RefSeq and is a predicted model, not a curated record. Gene Ontology annotation, biological process: retina homeostasis; monoatomic cation transmembrane transport. NCBI's taxonomy places the organism in Eukaryota, Metazoa, Chordata, Actinopteri, Anabantiformes, Osphronemidae. The transcript is spliced from 37 exons. The coding region runs from base 150 to 4223 and encodes 1357 amino acids. Gene Ontology annotation, cellular component: photoreceptor outer segment; plasma membrane; intracellular cyclic nucleotide activated cation channel complex.